Molecule: messenger RNA, 954 nt
Organism: Benincasa hispida (wax gourd)
Lineage: Eukaryota; Viridiplantae; Streptophyta; Magnoliopsida; Cucurbitales; Cucurbitaceae
Product: Ribosomal protein L23/L15e family protein
Biological process (GO): mitochondrial translation
Cellular component (GO): ribosome; mitochondrial large ribosomal subunit
Molecular function (GO): structural constituent of ribosome
Source: RefSeq, a predicted model, not a curated record
UUAAAUAACUUUACCAAUAAUUCUCAACCCUUUCUGCGACUGCGAUUAUGCUUCCUUCUUUCGUUCAACGUUCCCAAUAAUCCCAGCAGUGCACCUCGCCGUUCAGUUCCAAUCUCUUCACUUCGUUGAAAGUUUGUGAGUACAAAUCUACAAUUCACAGAGUGGAGUUGCAUUUGUGAUUGCGGUUUCAAAUAAUCUCUUGAUCUGCUGUUCAUAGACGCUUUUGAGUGGGACUUCGGAAGCUAAUAAAGCCAAGAACAUGGGAAGCAGACUCGGGAGAAGAGUUGUUCACUUCGCAAAUCUUCCAAUCAAGCUUCUUAUGCCUACAUCCUUCACCAACAUCACUGAAAUUGCUCUUAAAACCAUUCCUUCUGCUUCCAAAAUCGAAAUCAAGCGCGUCCUUGAGAGCCUUUACGGCUUUGAGGUCGAUAAAGUUCGAACUCUCAACAUGGAGGGGAAGAAAAAGAAGCGCGGAGGGCUUUUGAUUGCAAAGCCUGAUUACAAGAAGGCUUACGUUACUCUCAGGAAUCCCUUGUCAAUCUCUCCGGACGUGUAUCCGAUCCGGAUUAUAGAGGAGGACAAGAAGAAUAUGAAUAAACAGUCUAAGUCCAGCAUUGUUGAGGAGGGCGAGGCCAAGAGGCAUUGGCUGCAUGAGAAAGAGCCUGUAGGAUUAAAAACUUACAAGGGUUUUGCUGAUAGAGGCCGCCGACUAAUUGGAGGUGCUGAAACUGUUGAACUAUCGACUAAGUUUCCUUGGAGUAGCAUGAGGUCUGGUAGGUAGUGUGAAGAAACGUAUCCCAGUUACUUCCUAAUUGUGAUUUGUUUUGGAUUUUUUUUAUCUUCUAAAUGAUAAUAGUGUAAUAGGCUGGCGAUGGCUUUGAGCUUAAUGAUAAAUGUUUGAUUUUCUAAUUAUGAAAUGAACUUCUUGGCCCUCUUAUGGGAUGUUUUGCUGGA